This is a messenger RNA of Pieris macdunnoughi, 1494 nucleotides long. The record is from the annotation of a GenBank genome assembly. NCBI's taxonomy places the organism in Eukaryota, Metazoa, Arthropoda, Insecta, Lepidoptera, Pieridae.
AUGCUUCCGCUGCGAUUACCUCAUUGUUGGGCUCGGAAGCCCGAUGCUCCCAUUCUUUCAGGCAGUUCAGUGAAAGGGUCCUCCGAUACUUUUACCCUCCGUCGGGCUCAGCGGGUCGCAUUCAUAUUAUGUAUAUCAACGACAUUGGCUAUAAAAGCGAAAGUUGACGAUCCUAAGGAUAAGAGAGAGGCUGCGAUUGGCUAUGGAUCAUCAGGCCACUCAAGCCAGGCAUACAACUUCCAGUCGCCUGCACAAGGACACGAAGAUGCAAACUCAGCUAUCAGCAUCGGCGCUGGUUAUAGUGUAGGAGGUGGCAAGCCCUCUUACAGUUUUGCAAAUCAAAUAUCUGGUGCUGCCUACCAAGUGCCAUCUGAAGGGUCACCAGCAAGUGGUCACGGUGCUCUUCAACUGGCCCCAAUUACACUACAAUCAUCUCACCCCGGUCUCGUUUCCAACGAUCUCUCGCAGCUGAUGAGCCAACUUUCCCAUGGAUUAAACUCUGGAGCGCUCACACUGUCGCCCGGUAGUCAAGGAGUGUAUCAGUUUGGCGUUCAGAACGCACAUGGAGGGCAAGAGAUUGCUGUUCCUCAAUUCGCUUAUAGCUCACCAAACUCGCAACAAUAUACUUUAGGAGAAGCAGCUCAACCCGUAGUCCCAUCAUAUGCUGCUGGCUCUAAGGGAUUAGGUUCUUACAGUUCGACUGGACCAGUUCUAUUCUCUCCGGAUCAAGGCAAUCAAGCACAAAAUUACGCCUCUCAAAGCGGCGGUCAUUCUAUCAAUGAAGGAGCAUCUAUCUCUUACGGAGAGCCUGCUCAGUCACUGUCCGGUUAUUCAUUAGGUAAUUCAGGACAAUCCUUCGGUGGAUCACUAAACGCUUACGCUGGAAAUUAUGCUGCUCCAGGAAAAUCAUCUUUUAAACCCUCUGCAUUCCUGGGUUCAGUUCAGAGUGAGGGAGGUCAUUCCUUAUCCGGAUCGUAUGCUGCACCGUCUUUUGGUAAUUAUCAUGCUGGUGGUUUGUCCUUAGGGGCUGGUGGUCAUGGUCAUGGAUUUGGUUCAUUGGCUGGAUUCAGCGGUGGUUCACCUAAAUAUAUCUCGCAAACGUAUUUACCUUCUAAAUCUGCCGAUGGCGUAGGUUCCUUAGAUUCAAUUGCAUCAACUUUCUCGGCUAGCGGUCAAUUGGGCCACGGUGCUCAUAGUUUUCCUUCAUCUGGUUACAGCCCCAGCAAUGGCCAUAGCGCUUUAUCGCAAACCCCUCAAUACUAUGUAACUUCAUCAAAGCAUAGCCCUGGAGCUAGCUUUGGAGCCGGAAGCGUUUCAUACAAAAGCCCAAGUUCUGGUCAUAGUUCAUUGAAUUCUUACUCAUCUGGGCCGAAAUACAGCUUUGGUGGACAGAGCACACGUUAUUUACCACCUAAAGACUCUCAUGGCGCUUACAGCGAAACGAAUUACAACACGAUCAAAUACAGCGAAGAACUAAAACCCCGUAUUCAUUAA